UAACCCUAUAUCGCCGAGCGUGACGAAUUAGUUACGUUCGUUUCUAGUGAGUCCAGAGCUAAAGAAAAUGGAGUGAGAGAGCUGUGAACGAGUGCAACGUUUCAGGCACGUUCUACUGCUCAUAUUUAAGGGAUGGCAACACUUCUCGCUUGUGGUACUUGGCAGCUGUCUGGUCCUCCCUAGCAGAGAUCAGCUGACUGUGCCACGCCACACACUCCUCUCUGUUGUCAUGUGCAAAUGCAGUCUCACAGGUAUGGAUUCCUUUCGAUUUUAUGGAGUGAGGCAUGCUUUGGAGCGUGUUCUUCAUGGCCAAAAGGAAAAUGAUGAUGACAGUGAUUUUGAUGAUAAUACAGAGGAAUGUCCAGACUAUGGGAGUGAUUACAUGCCGGAUGAUGAAGAGCUGGAACGGGCACCGUUGAUUGAUGAACCUGAUGACCCUCCUGAAUCAAGACCAGGACCUUCACAGCAGAAUCAAGGUCACAAGAUGGCUUCCAGUAAAAUAAAACGUAGUGAGCACCCACUAUGGCGUCAAAAAUCACUUGUUGUAUUUUGACAACUGGUUCACCUCACUCCCACUAAUGACUGUACUGGCUAUGAAACAGAUCUGCUGUUUGGGUACAGUGAGAAUAAAUCGCCUUCAAGGCAUAUUCUUUGAAAAUGACAAGGCUUUGGGAAAGAAAGGAAGGGGUACACACCAGGAAAAGAAGGCUUUGGUGGAUGAUGUUGAGGUUCGGGCUAUGAAAUGGAUGGACAAUAAAGGCGUCACUUUGCUGUCAACAUUUGCAUCAGCAGAGCCUGUGGGGGAGUGUAAGAGGUAUGACAAAAAGGCUAAGGCUGUGGUCACGGUCUCAUGUCCUGCAGUUGUGACAGAAUAUAAUAAAUUCAUGGGUGGUGUGGAUUUGAUGGACUCACUCAUAUCACUUUACAGAAUCCACACCAGGUCCAAGAAGUAUUAUCACAAUAUAUUUUUUCAUUUUCUGGAUGUCACAGUUGUGAACUGUUGGUUACUAUACCGCAGAGAUUCUAGCGACCUAGACAUUCCUGAACGAAAAGUAAUGAUCCUUCAGGAAUUCAAAUUGUCACUGGCAGAAUCCCUGCUUCUUGAAGGGAAAAAUCCCAUGGCUAAGAAAAGAGGUCGUCCCUCUAAUGGAGGAACUGCUGCACAGUUUGCAAAGAAAAAGAAAAGCUCCCCUGCCACUAAGCCCAUUCCUGCAGGAGUCAGGACAGAUGGCUAUCACCAUUAUCCAGUGGUGACAACAAGAGGAAGGUGCAAGAAUCCAGACUGUAAAAGUGCCCCUGUGUUCUACUGUCAGAAGUGUAAAGUACACUUGUGUAUCACCAAAGAUAAAAAUUGCUUUGUUGAAUUCCACACAAAGUAAAUGAACAAGCAAAAAUGACAUUUAGUUCAUGGAUAUAUUUUACUAAGUGAAUACAAACAUUCAAUAUUGUUUUCACAUGUGCUAAUGUUUUUUUUUUUUUUUUUUUUUUGUAUAAGCAAUUUCUUUUAUGGCAGCCAAGACAUAUUAUGCAUGGUUUAUAUACACCUUUGUCAGUUUUUGUUCGUAAAACCAAUUUACUUUUGUGUUUGAAAGCUAUGUAUGGAUUAUAUAUUCAGUUAUGUAUGUUAUUAUGCAGUACCAUAGGUGAAACUGAAUCAAUUGUAUACUACGCUGAAUUAGCUACUUGAUGUUGAAGUAUUGUUUUCCAGAAAUAAAGAGUGUUCAUGCA
Penaeus monodon (black tiger shrimp) is the source of this 1728-nucleotide messenger RNA. RefSeq names its product piggyBac transposable element-derived protein 3-like. The transcript is spliced from 3 exons. Lineage: Eukaryota; Metazoa; Arthropoda; Malacostraca; Decapoda; Penaeidae. The record is from RefSeq and is a predicted model, not a curated record. Bases 579 to 1379 code for a protein of 266 amino acids.